AUGGAUGACGAGAUUUCUGGACGCGUCGUGGGCCCUGGGGGCAUAAAAAGGGAUCCCCUUCCGCAGUUCUUCAAUGGCACAUCGACUGUAUACGAUCAAAGCCAACCACAUAUUGACAUUAACUGGACCGCGUUUCCUGCCAGGAUCAGCAAAUUUUACUCGAAGGACGAUACGCUUCGAUGGAAGAUUGCGGAUUCAAGCCGUAUCCUCCAGGACGAGUACCUCGAAUGGUCGGUCCUGAGGGAUGGGCCCAACCUGGGAGACAGCAAGGUCCUGAGCGUGGUCAUGACGUGUGAAGGCCCGGAGUACUGGUCCUUCCUCGGCGACGCCCAGCCAGAAAGCGUCUUGCCCCUCUACAAGUCAUUGAACCCGGAUUUCCAGAGUCAGAUAGUGGAAAACGAUCUCUUCUUGACCAACUCCCAGGACCCGAAAAAGAAGGUGUAUGAUCCCCGGAACUUCUGGAAUUUCACCACCACCUCCGGCACGAUUGCACACCUGAUCCAGCCUGCAAACACCCUCAGUGCGGAGAUUGACAUUGCAGCCCAGGCUACGGUCAUACGCCAGAAAGACAGCGUGGUCAUCAAAGAUCCGAAUAGACUGAUCACCUGUAGCCAAUACGGAAACCUCUAUCGGAACUCCGACCCGUUUAUCGGGUCCGAAGUCAACAAGCUUGCUCGUGCCGGGAAUAAGAUCUCCAUUGCAGACCCUGUUGCGCUCUACAUUCGGGAAUUCGAGGAGAGCGUCUUCCAAUUAGACCAGCAUGGUGCAGAGAGCAACACCCAGGAUCUCGUGCCCCUUCCAGCCAACACCAUCAAGUACGAACGCGGUUCAAAGGGCGCUGGCCUGCGUCUUCGCAUCCAGGUUCCUCCCGGCACAGCGGGCACUGGGCCUAUGCAGGGGAAGCAGCUGACCGUCAGCGACAUAUUUGACACUUCUAACAACCAGUAUAUCUCGUACGGCGCCCAAUUCGCCGAUCACAUCAAGAUGGGCGUUCGUGGUGUCGCGGCGCCUCCGCCUCUCAAACAAGCAGAUCCGAAGAACUGUCCAGGGGCACAAAGCUCGGUGGCGCCUCUUGUGUAUACGAGGUAA
Messenger RNA from Penicillium argentinense, 1089 nucleotides. RefSeq lists its product as uncharacterized. NCBI's taxonomy places the organism in Eukaryota, Fungi, Ascomycota, Eurotiomycetes, Eurotiales, Aspergillaceae. Bases 1 to 1089 code for a protein of 362 amino acids. The record is from RefSeq and is a predicted model, not a curated record. The transcript has 4 exons.